Molecule: messenger RNA, 2053 nt
Organism: Crotalus tigris (Tiger rattlesnake)
Lineage: Eukaryota; Metazoa; Chordata; Lepidosauria; Squamata; Viperidae
Gene: ASS1
Product: argininosuccinate synthase 1
Exons: 15
Coding region: 583-1830 (415 amino acids)
Biological process (GO): L-arginine biosynthetic process; urea cycle
Cellular component (GO): cytoplasm
Molecular function (GO): ATP binding; argininosuccinate synthase activity
Source: RefSeq, a predicted model, not a curated record
UGGCUAAAAUUCUUUCUCAAAGCAUCAAGUUAUUCCAGUUAUUUUAUAACCUAACGGUGCUGAAUUCCAGCAGAAAAACCUGGAAUAUGGACAGGUCUGGAAAAAGAGAGAAUGUCCAGUGUGCUCAGACCUUGGCUCCCCAGGCAGGUGACUCUCUGUUGCAAUGAGACUUUAUCUCUUCCCGAUUGGUCACGAGGUAUAGAUCUGUCAAGAGAGCUGCCAAAUACUUCUCCUCACCUGGGUGCUGUGCGGGAUGGCGCAAGAGUUAAAAUAAUAACUAGGGCAGGGUUUUUUCCUCCUCUUGGCUGUGGUUCAACUGGCUUAAUUUGGCCCCAGAACUGUUGGCAAGGUUUAAAUAACUCAAUCUCCCCACUCAAAACUAGCCAGGAUGGUAACCAGAAGGCGACAGGAAGGGGUGAUUGCUGAGGUUGGACUGUGCCCAUCCUAGCUCCUCCUCCUUAAACAAUUGGAGGGGGGUAUAUAUUCUGGGAUGGCUGGAAGCACAGAUUUGGUGGGCAGCCCCCUGGCUUUAAUCUGCAGCUGAUAUAUUUUUUUUUUUUUUUGCAGGCGAAAAACGACUCAAUGUCUCAGUCCAAAGGCCUUGUGAUCCUGGCCUACAGUGGUGGUUUGGAUACGUCCUGCAUCCUGGUUUGGCUAAAAGAACAAGGUUAUGACGUCAUCGCUUACAUGGCCAACAUUGGACAAGAUGAAAACUUUGAAAAGGCGAGAACGAAAGCUCUCUCUUUGGGUGCCAAAAAGGUUUACAUUGAAGACCUCGGCAGAGAAUUUGUAGAAGAGUUUAUCUGGCCAGCUGUCCAAGCUGGGGCUCUCUAUGAAGACCGGUACCUCCUUGGCACGUCUUUGGCUCGGCCGUGUAUCGCCCGCAAGCAGAUGGAGAUCGCCUUGAGAGAGGGGGCCCAGUUCGUUUCUCAUGGAGCCACAGGCAAGGGCAACGAUCAGAUUCGAUUUGAGCUCACCUACUAUGCUCUUUCUCCUCGGAUCAAGAUCAUUGCACCGUGGAGAAUGCCUGAAUUUUAUACCCGCUUCCAAGGACGCAGCGACCUCAUGCAAUAUGCUAAGGAUCAUGGAAUCCCAGUUCCUACCACGCCGUCUAAUCCUUGGAGUAUGGACGAAAACCUUAUGCAUAUCAGCUAUGAAGGUGGCAUUUUGGAGAACCCCAAGAACCACCCUCCUCCUGCCAUCUACAAAAAGACCGGAGACCCUGCCACAGCUCCAGAUUUUCCGGAUAUUUUAGAGAUUGAAUUCCAGAAAGGUGUCCCUGUGAAAGUCACAAAUACGAAGGAUGGGGCCGUUUACCAAACGUCCCUGGAACUCUUCACUUACCUGAAUGAAAUUGCUGGCAAGCACGGUGUUGGGCGCAUUGAUAUUGUGGAAAAUCGGUUUAUUGGGAUGAAGUCAAGGGGUAUCUACGAGACUCCGGCGGGAACGAUCCUCCACUGUGCUCAUUUAGACCUUGAGGCCCUCACCAUGGACCGCGAAGUGCGCAACAUCAAGCGAGGGCUGGCCACGAAGUUUGCCGAGCUGGUGUACAACGGCUUCUGGUUCAGCCCCGAAGGCGAAUUCAUCCGUCGUUGCAUCAGCCAUUCCCAAGACCUGGUGGAUGGAAAAGUCCAGCUCUGUGUCUUGAAGGGUAACGUCUACGUUUUGGGAAGGGAAUCGCCCCAAUCCCUGUACAAUGAAGAGCUUGUAAGCAUGGAUGUUCAAGGGAGUUACGAACCCUUAGAUGCUACUGGAUUCAUCAACAUCAAUUCUCUUAGGCUGAAAGAAUAUCAUCGGCUCUGCGACAAGGUCAGCCCGGCUCAGAAUUAAUAGCAAUCCAGAGGCCCAAAAGCUCAGUCUUUCCUCUUCUGCUAAUUUCUUCCUGGCUCUCAUCAUCCCGGUGAUAAUUGGUGACGGUUAUCCACCUUCCCUAGGCCUGUUUUGUUACGCUUCUCAAUAGCCGAGGCGGCAAGCUGCCGGAAAGCAAGGGAGUCUUCCUAGGAACCAAAAUGUUAUUAAAAUAUUUCCGUCGUUAUUUCAACAAUUCUAACAA